Leptosomus discolor (cuckoo roller) is the source of this 2240-nucleotide messenger RNA. Lineage: Eukaryota; Metazoa; Chordata; Aves; Leptosomiformes; Leptosomidae. The record is from RefSeq and is a predicted model, not a curated record.
UUUUAUGAUUAGUGUUCUUUCUGAAGAUGACAAUAUUAUUAAAAAUAUAAAUCCGGCACGGAUUUCUAUGAAAAUGUGGGAAGCACAGAGCAGCGGAACUAGGAUACCAGCUGAUGUUACAACAUUUAGCUGUAGUAAAGUGAAGGAUGACAAGGAAGGUGGUUUCUUCUACUUCAGGGAUAAAGUGGUUCCAGAGAGAGUGGGCACUUACAGUAUCCAGUUUACCUUUGCAAUGGAUAAGACAAAUAUGCUCAGCAGUGACCAGAUUAUAGUUGAAGUUGUACCUAAUGACCCUGUACGCUUGUUACCUGAUUCUUUACCAGCUACUCCAGCAGUUUCCAAUGUUCGAACUCUUACUAGCCGUACACUGGUCAAGGAUUUACACCUCCAUGUAAUGGAUGCAUACAACAAUCACACUGGGAUUGAUCUAGUUGGCAGAAUAAGAGCAAGAAUUACGAGCCCCAAUGAAGAUGAUACAGAGAUCCCGCAGUUUCAAGGGAAAGUCAGUACAAUUGAGUUUCCAUUUGACAGAGGAUCAGCUGAAAUUAAUCUAGUGCUUGCUGAAAACAGUCCUGGAAGAGAUAGCACUGAAUAUAUUCUUGUGUUUGAGCCAGAUCUGCCAGCUUUGAAAAAACCUUUGGAGCCAUACCGUCUGUCAUUUAUGUUUUACAAUGAUUUCAAGAAGCAGCAACAGAUGGCAACACUUACAAGGGAGAGAGACCAAUUAUCGCAGUCCAUAGGUGUUUACAGAAGUUGGUUUGAUACUACUAAUCAGCUUGUAAAUGAAAUGAAAUGUCAGGUUAAAGAAGCUGAAACACGAGAAACUCACCUGAAGAACGAACUGAAAAAACACCAAAUUGAAUUACCACAGACAAACACACUUCAGUAUGUGGAUUCUCUUAUAAAACAAAAGAUGUUGGAUCAAGAAGGAGUAAUGAAACAGCCAAGGCGAACUUGUACCCUCCCAAACUAUCCAAAAGGCAACCAGGAUAUUUUAGGCAAGAUUGCACAUUUAGCUCAAAUUGAAGAUAACGAAGCAGCAAAAGUUAUCUCUUGGCAUUUGGCAAGCGACAUGGACUGUGUAGUCACGCUGACUACUGAAGCUGCUCGUUCUAUUUUUGAUGAAACUCAAGGUCGACAACAAGUGUUACCGCUUGAUUCGAUUUACAAGAAGACACUCCCUGAUUGGAACAGGCCUUUGCCUCACUUAAGAAAUGGAAAAAUCUUCUUCAGACCUAUUGGAAAUCCUGUAUUUGCCAGAGAUCUGUUAACAUUUCCAGAUAACGUAGAGCAUUGUCAAACAGUGUUUGGGAUGCUCUUGGGUGACACUAUCAUUAUAGAUAACUUGGAUGCUGCCAACCAUUACAGAAAAGAGGUUGUAAAAAUUACACAUUGCCCUACCUUGCUGACUAGGGAAGGGGACAGGAUUCGCAGCAAUGGAAAAUUUGGAGGCCUUCAGAAUAAAGCUCCUCCAAUGGACAAACUCAGAGGAAUGGUAUUUGGAGCACCCGUCCCAAAACUUUACUCCGCUUUCUCUGGACAGAUAGAUCUUCUUCAGCAAUACCGUGCAGCAGUGGUGAAACUUGAUAAUGUGAAUAAGGACCUUGAUUUACAUUUGCAGUCACUUAACACUCCAGAAAUGCAAAAGAAAAAACAGGAACUUGCUGAGCAAGAGAAAAACCUCAAGCGAAUAGAACAAAAAUUGGGUAUGACUCCAUCAGAUAGAGUCACUGAAUCAUUGCUUCAGCCUAUAGUGUUAGAUAUGUCUGACACCCCCAUCCCUCCCAAAAGAAUGCGAAGAGAAACAGUAAAAAAGUUGUAUGGCUCGGAAGACUGGAUCUCCUCUCCCAUGAAGGGGCAGCAGCAGCAGCAACCACUGCAAAUAGCCACUUCAGAACUUAAUGGAACUCCACGAAAGAGAAAGGCAUAGACUGAUGAGACUUGCCGGGAGUCACUCUGUAUUGAAGAUGUGAAUACGUUCGCUUAAAGGAAAUAUUCAUGUUGUAUUACCCAUUGCUAUGAAGAUUUUUAUACCGAUAGAAGAUAUAAAUGUAUUUCAGUUAGUAGUAAAAAAAAAAAAAUUAGAGUAUUUAACAUUGAUAGCCUAAUUUUUGUAUUGUUAAUUUUCAUUUCUAAAAGCUUUCAGCGUUUUUUUGUUCCUGUGUGAAAAAAGUUUGAAAUAUAUCCUUUUUUAUUUAUGAAAAAAAUCAAUCUUUUCAAUAAAACUGCUUCUAUACAAA